AUGGUAUUUCUUAAACUUCUAGAGCGAACUCGUGCCAGGAGAGAGAAUUUACAGAAGAAAAUGGCUGAGCGGCCGAUAGGAGGAAUGAGACCUACAAUGCAAACAAAAAGGAGCAGAGAACCUUUGUCAGAAACUGGAAACCAGCCCCUUCAGCCUAAUGAAGAAGCAAAGCCAGGUACAAAGCCAUCACCAUCCAAAAGACGCUGUUCAGAUAAGGUGGAGGCUGCAGCUCCUAGUUCUGAGAACACACAUCCAAUUAACUCAUCUUCCACAAACCAAGUUCCUCCUGAAAUUGCUCCUACUUCUCAGUCUGUUGUAUUGUCAUCUGGGAAAGAAGAGCAGAACCAUAAAACUGAAUCGGUUUCUGGUGCUUCAGUUAAAACACGUAUGCAAAAGCUGGCUGAACAACGACGUUGUUGGGACAGUGAUGUAUCUGAAAGUCCUUGCAUACUUCCCAUCCAAUCAAAAGAAUGCAUUAUUUCUCCUCCCAAACUACCCCUUACAUCUGAGACCCCAAUUGGGAGAAGAGGUCGUUUAGCAAACCUUGCUGCUACAAUUGGUUCCUGGGAAAAUGACCUAAGUCAUCCAUCUGCAAAACAAAACAACACACAAGAACAGCCUGGUACUACUUGUUUAUCCAAAUUGUCCACUACAAGUGGAGCAUCUGCUAGAAUCAAUAGUGGCAGUGUGAAACAGGAUGCGGCAUCCUGUUCCCAAAGGGCUGUUGAGUCAUCUGUGAAUAAGGCAGCAACCUCUGGGAUAUUGAGAAAUGCUAAUUCCAAAACCAUUUUGGAAGUAAAUAACCAUCAUGGUAAAGAUCUUGAGGUACCAAAGUUGCAGCUUCCACAAGAAAAGCAUGUUCUUAAAUCAUCUUUGAAACCGGUAUUAUCACAACCACUUCUAGCCAAAGAAGAGCCAAUUAAAGGAGCACAUGCACAACUUGACUACAAGGAUAAGCCAGCCACACCAGGAGGAUCAGGCAUUAAGCCUUUUCUGGAGCGUUUUGGAGAGCGUUGCCAGGAACAUAGUGUGCAUAGUCCUGCUAUAAGUGGAGGACACAGAACUCCCAUUAUCACUCCAAAUACAAAGACAAUCCAAGAAAGGCUCUUGAGACAGAAUGAAGCACCCUCAACUGCCAAUCUAGCACAGCAGCUCAAGCAGGAACGUGAAAGAGAACUCGCAUCCAUUAGAGGUCGCUUUGACAGAGGCAGGCUGUGGAGUGCUGAAAAAGGAGUGAGCAAAGGUCCAGAAACAAAACAGGAAAGUGAAGUUCAAACUAGCUCAAAAAACCUCCCCAGUUCAGAUGCAUCCUCUCACAUACCAGAAGAAAAGUCCAUAAAACUUGAGAGAAUAGGAGAAGGCUCUCAGUCUUCAGGCACUUCAGAAGCAAACAAGACAGCAGAACUUAGUCCUUUGAAAAUUUCUCCACCAAAGACUCCUGUAAAAACAAUGUCUAAUUCAAAGCUUGAACAACUUCUUGACAAAGAAAAUGACGAAAAGCAUGAGACUGAGGCAAGGGAGGAGGAUGAGAUGAAUAGUUCAAAAGUGAUAAGCAAUAUCUUUGAUGAAGUUCUUCAGGAUGAUGGGCCUGACAUAGAGAAACUUAAAAAAGAGAUGAGUAUGACUUUAGAAGCUGACAGUGACUAUGAACAAGAGACGCUAAAUAUUUCAUCAAUGUCCCUCCUAACACCUUUAACGGAGUCUGUUGCUGUUGUAAGUCCAGAGGUUUUUGCUUCCCCUAGUAGAUCAGUUGGUGAGGAGAGCAAUGCAAGUGAUGACAGUCCAAGAUCCAGCAAGUUUCAAAGGAUAUCUGUCUGUAGAACUGAGUCUGGAAGCAGCACUGGAUCUCUAUCCGAAGAGCGUAGCCUUCUAUAUAGUAUUGAUGCUUAUCGGUCACAGCGAUUUAAGGAAAAGGAUCGUCCUUCAAUAAAGCAAAUCAUUGUUCGUAAAGAAGAUGUUUCCUCCAGGCUUGAGGAGAAAAAGAAUGGAACUUCUGGUCAAAUUAACAUUAAGCGAAAAUUACAGGAACUGAAUAAUGAAAUCAACCUGCAGCAGACUGUGAUACACCAAGCAAGUCAGGCUCUGAACUGUUGUAUAGACGAAGAGCAUGGGAAAGGAUCACAAGAAGAAGCGGAAGCUGAGAGAUUACUUCUCAUUGCCACUGAGAAAAGAACAGUGCUGUUGGAAGAGCUAAAUAAACUAAAAAACGAAGGGCCUCAAAGCAAGACAAACAAAACUGGUUCUGUAUCUGGACUCUCUCCAUCCAGGGGAUCUGUUACUCUGUCUGAUAUGCGUCUACCUCUAAAAGCUGACUUUGUAUGUGGUCCUGCCCAGAAGCCAGGUAACCUUUGUUGCUACUACAUAAUCAUUUUGAGAGCAGGAGCAGAAAACAUGGUUGCAACUCCACUAGCAAGUAUUUCAAAGUCCCUGAAUGGAGAUGCUCUGUCUUUUUCAACAACAUUUACUCUGGAAAAUGUGUACAGUGACUUUGAGAUAAACAUUGAAGUGUAUAGCUUGGUACAGAGGAAGGAAACAGCAGGCAUUGAUAAAAGGAAAAAGUCAGCUAAGUCUAAGGCCAUUACACCGAAACGAUUACUGACAUCUAUUACUUCUAAGAGUUAUCUUAAUACUCCAGCCAUGGCCAGUCCAGGUGGGCCCAAUGCCGUGCGCACAAGCAACUUUGUUCUUGUUGGCUCUCAUAAAAUUUCACUGUCUUCAGUUGGAAGUACCAAAUUUCUUUUGGACAAGAUAAGUUAUGGAGUUAAGGAAAGAGAGCUACUUGGUUAUAUGUUCCAGGAUAAGGUUCCAUUUUUGUCUCCUCUGGAAGGCCACAUAUACCUAAAGAUUAAAUGUCAAACAGAUUCAUGUGUGGAAGAGAGAGGGUUUUUGACUAUGUUUGAAGAUGUUAGUGGGUUUGGAGCUUGGCAUCGGCGUUGGUGUGUGCUUUCUGGUAAUUGCAUCUCUUACUGGACUUACCCAGAUGAUGAAAAGCGAAAGCAUCCAAUUGGAUCGUUAAACCUUGCAAACUGCACUAAUCGUCACAUUGAGCCAGUCAACAGAGAGUUCUGCGCUCGGCCAAACACUUUUGAAUUGGUUACUGUCAGGCCACAGAGAGAGGACGAUAAGGAAACACUGGUUAGCCAAUGCAGAGACACACUCUGUGUUACCAAGAAUUGGUUGUCUGCAGAUACUAAGGAUGAGCGUAAUCUGUGGAUGCAAAAACUAAACCAAGCUCUUGUUGAUCUUCGCAUGUGGCAGCCUGAUGCUUGCUAUGUCCCUAUUGGGAAGCCUUGAAUUGUGGGAAAGCUCCCCUGAAAACUUGCUUAUGAAGCCAAAGCAGACCAUAUCACUAUUUAACGCAGACUUUUGUAUAAGGUCUUUUGGAUUCUACAUUACACAUCGUGCUUUAAGAUGUGGAAGCGAGUGUGUUGUUUUGCACUCUCUGCUGCAUCUAGUGUUCUAACUCUUUUCUAGCAUUGGAAUACAGAAGCUCUUCUUGGCUGUGCAAAAUGUUUAUAGUAUCUUGAAAUCUAUAGUUCAGUACCCUAUUAAAACUAGUUUCUAUUAAGUAACAGGGCUUGGUUUAUUUGAAGAGCUGAAGAAAGUUAGCAAAAGGAGGGGAAAACGAGAGCUUUAUCAUACAGAGUUUUCCAUAUUGGGAUAUCUCAAGUUUUCUGGUAUAUCGGGAUCCUGCAGCUGAAGCAGGGACUUCAAUGCUUUAUGUAUUCUUAAGAAACUAAUUGGGGAUUUAUAAGAAGAAACACUUUCUGGUAAUUAACAUUCAGCAUCCAUGGCACUUGUAAAAAGUAUCUGUCUAGCAUAUGAACAAGGUAGAAUAGCCAUAGAUCCUGAUAGGCAAAACAAAAUUAAACAGAAAUGGAAUUAGUGCAUGGUAUUUAUUGCACAUAUUAUGGUUUACAGAUGUGUUCAGUUAUGCAAGAUGUUGCACAUUUUCCUAGGAAACAAGCAUUCUGAAUAUUUUCUUGAAGCUGCUCUUUUUAAAAACAAAACAAGUUCUCACUGUUCUUUCCCUAGUCAUAUUCAACUUGCAUUGCAGAGUUUCAGCAAAUUAAAACUUCCACUGAUCUUUCAGCACUAGGAAGCUAUAUGAAUAUCAUGUAGACUGUAGAGCUUACUUGAGCACUCAGGGUCCAUAAUUUUUUUUUAUAACUGAAAUGUCUGUCAGUGUAGGAAAAUUUGGCUGGUGCGUGCAGUGGCAGAGUUUCUCAUCUAAGCAUGAGAUGUGUGCAGCAUUCACAAGUGCUUUCUGUCAGGUACCACGACAUGCUGUGUCAAUUAAAAUAGCAGCAGAGCACUUCCUCUGAACUGUUGCUUUAUAUACUUAGACACUAACACUUUAACUGCCCCUUUUUGUAUGACAAUUGCUUUUUUCCCUUGAUGUUUGUAAAUGCCUUCUACACAUAAAUAAAUGUUUAAAUAUAUCAAA
This is a messenger RNA of Heteronotia binoei (common prickly gecko), 4447 nucleotides long. It is a transcript of the gene ANLN, whose product is annotated as anillin, actin binding protein. The coding region runs from base 1 to 3294 and encodes 1097 amino acids. Gene Ontology annotation, biological process: septin ring organization; mitotic cytokinesis; actomyosin contractile ring assembly. Lineage: Eukaryota; Metazoa; Chordata; Lepidosauria; Squamata; Gekkonidae. The record is from RefSeq and is a predicted model, not a curated record. Gene Ontology annotation, cellular component: actomyosin contractile ring. The transcript has 25 exons.